Phoenix dactylifera (date palm) is the source of this 1438-nucleotide messenger RNA. Its product is annotated as putative dolichyl-diphosphooligosaccharide--protein glycosyltransferase subunit 3. Gene Ontology annotation, cellular component: oligosaccharyltransferase complex. The record is from RefSeq and is a predicted model, not a curated record. Lineage: Eukaryota; Viridiplantae; Streptophyta; Magnoliopsida; Arecales; Arecaceae.
CCUUGGUCAAUGUAAAACUAAAACCGGAAGCGCCGUCCAAGCCCCAACCCCAUCGAUCUACCGAGAGCCCCCAAAAGGUCUCAGAGAUGGAUCCCCAAAACCCCCUCCUCCUCCUCCUUCUGCUCGCCUUCCCCGUCCUCAUCUCCCUCUCCUCCGCCACCUCCCCUUCCGCCGACGAUCUGGUGGCGGAGCUGGAGGCCCUCCGGGCCCAGUCCCCUUCCGGCGUCAUCCACCUCGACGACCGAUCCGUCGCCCGCUUCCUCACCUCCGCCCCCGUCCCCCGCCCCUACUCCCUCAUCCUAUUCUUCGACGCCUCCCAGCUCCGCUCCAAGCCCGACCUCCACCUCCCCCACCUCCGCUCCGAGUUCAGCCUCGUCUCCUCCUCCUUCGCCGCCCACCACGCCUCUUCCCCCGCCACCUCCCUUCGCGUCUUCUUCUGCGACAUCGAGUUCCAAGAAUCCCAGGCCUCCUUUUCCCUCUUUGGCGUCACCUCCCUCCCUCACGUCCGCCAUGUCGGCCCCCACCACCGCUCCCUCCGCGACUCUGAACCCAUGGACCAGUCCGACUUCUCUCGCCUCGCCGAGUCCAUGGCCGAGUUCGUCGAGGCCAAGACCCAGAUCCCUGUCGGCCCCAUCGUCCGCCCUCCCCCGAUUUCCGCUCGACAAAUCGCCUUCUUGGCCAUCGCCCUCCUGAUCUCGGCGCCGUUCCUGAUCAAGAGGAUCCUCGAGGGGAACACGAUGCUCCACGACCACCGGUUCUGGAUGGGGCUCGCCGUGUUCGUCUACUUCUUCAGCGUCGCCGGCUCGAUGCACAACAUAAUCCGCAAGAUGCCGAUGUUCUUGCAGGACCGGAACGAUCCAGAUAAGCUCAUUUUCUUCUACCAGGGCUCGGGGAUGCAGCUCGGCGCGGAGGGGUUCGCGGUGGGGUUUCUCUACACGAUCGUUGGGCUGAUUGUGGCGUUCGCGACGCAUGUGCUGGUGAGGGUGAGGAACACGACGGCGCAGCGGGGGUUCAUGCUGGUGGCGAUGCUGGUGGCUGUCUGGGCGGUGAAGAAGGUGAUCUAUUUGGAUAAUUGGAAGACUGGGUACAGCGUGCAUGCCUUCUGGCCGACCAGCUGGAGGUUUUGAAGAUCUGGAUGGGGAGUUGUCUCACUUUCUCUCUUCUCUUCUCCUUUUUAGAGGCAUGCAGGUGUCAGUAUAUACACUGCCUCACUAUCCAGCAUCUUUUGAGAUGUAAUAAUGGGACACAUUUUGGUCAAAGUUCAAGUGUGGGAUUUUGUAGUUUAAAUGAGAAACCCUAUUUCAUCUGUCUUAUUAGCACAAGUUAUGGUGACAUUUCAAGUGUAGAAUUUUGUAGUUUCAACAAGAAAGCUUAUCACAACUGUCUUAUUUUAGCACACGUUUUAGUGAAUUCCAAGUGUGGAAUUUUGCAGUUUCAA